This is a messenger RNA of Anguilla anguilla (European eel), 950 nucleotides long. It is a transcript of the gene chmp2ba, whose product is annotated as charged multivesicular body protein 2Ba. Gene Ontology annotation, cellular component: multivesicular body; ESCRT III complex. NCBI's taxonomy places the organism in Eukaryota, Metazoa, Chordata, Actinopteri, Anguilliformes, Anguillidae. The transcript is spliced from 6 exons. Gene Ontology annotation, biological process: late endosome to vacuole transport; protein transport; endosome transport via multivesicular body sorting pathway. The record is from RefSeq and is a predicted model, not a curated record. The coding region runs from base 173 to 817 and encodes 214 amino acids.
UCGGCAACAAACCAGGAAAUCAAGCGGGUUAAAGUAAGUUAGAAAAGCAGGCGGAACGCUGCUGGCAGCAGGGGGACCUACCCAAAGUUUUAAUUUGUAUUUUAAAUAGUUUGCUCCCUUACUUAAUUACUGAGUUUAUAGUUAUAUUAGUGGCUACGUAACAUUUGUAGCCAUGGCAUCUCUAUUCAAGAAGAAGACGGUAGACGACGUGAUUAAGGAGCAGAAUAAGGAGCUGAGAGGAACACAGAGGCAGAUCACCCGCGACCGAACAGCGCUGGAGCGGCAGGAGAAGCAAAUGGAAAUGGAGAUCAAGAAAAUGGCCAAGACGGGGAACAGGGAGGCCUGUAAGAUCCUGGCCAAGCAGCUGGUUCAGCUGAGGAAGCAGAAGAACCGCACCUACGCCGUCAGUUCAAAGGUCACAUCCAUGUCCACCCAGACGAAGGUGAUGAACUCGCAGAUGAAGAUGGCGGGCGCCAUGUCCACCACGGCCAAAACCAUGCAGGCAGUGAACAAGAAGAUGGAUCCACAGAAGACCCUGCAGACUAUGCAGGACUUCCAGAAGGAGAACAUGAAGAUGGGGAUGACCGAGGAGAUGAUCAAUGACACCUUGGAUGAGAUCUUUGACGAGUCUGGGGACGAGGAGGAAUCUCAGGACAUCGUGAACCAGGUGCUGGAUGAGAUCGGCAUCGAGAUCUCGGGAAAGAUGGUGAGGGCCCCAUCGGCGGGAAAGAGCCUGCCCAGCGCGUCCCCCGCCAAAGCCACCGGCAUCUCCGACGAGGAUAUAGAGAGACAGCUCCGGGCCCUGGGAGUGGACUAGGCUGGACUGCCAUCCAGCCGCCACCGGGCCGCCAUCCAGCCGCCAUCCAGCCGCCACCGGGACAGCGACUGAGCCGCUACCCAGCCUGCGUCUCCGUCUUCACUGUGGGUUUGGGGGGAGGGGGUGGGCGCGU